AUGGCGGUUUCAAGCAGUAAUAGCUUGUGGGCGAUGGCUUCUCCCAAUUCUUCCUUCUUUUCAUCAAGAAAUCCCUUUAUUUCCAUCCGCCCAUCACAUUCAUGUUCGAAACUGCGUUCUUGUUUUUAUUUUAAACAGAAUUCUUUCAAAUGUUCGAAUGAAAAUUCCCUUUCUUACUCUCCAAAUUCAGUUGCUGAUAAAGUGUUGACAGAUAUUCGAAAUUCUGGUAUAAUUGCUUGCCUUCGCGCUCAAAGUGCAGAGAUAGCAAUUGAAGCUGCACAUGCAGCACUGCGUGGUGGUAUCUCAGUUCUAGAAGUUGUGAUGUCUAACCCAGGUGUACUUGAGGUCUUAGAGCGUUUGGUCCAAGAAUAUCCUUCAAAAUCAAUAGGAGUGGGCACUGUUUUAGACGGCAAAGAUGCCAAAGAUGCAAUGAAGUCUGGAGCUAAGUUCCUAAUGGGCCCUGCAAUAGUUAAGGAUAUUUUAGAUGAUGUUACAAGAGGUCAAGCUCUGUAUAUACCUGGAGUAAUGACCCCAACUGAGAUAUUGUUUGCAUUCAAUGCUGGUGCUAAACUUGUCAAGGUAUAUCCUGUUUCUGCAUUAGGUGGCGUUCAGUAUAUAGCAGCUAUCAGAAAGCCUUUCCCCCAUAUCCCCAUGGUGGCAUCACAAGGCAUAACUAUAGAUUCGAUAGGGGACUAUAUUUCUCAGGGAGCAUCAUCAGUUGUUUUAUCAGAUGCCAUAUUCAAUAAAAAGGCACUGGAUCAACGAAAUUUCGACACAAUAUACCAGCUUGCUCACCUUGCAGCUUUACGGGGCAAUGAAGCUGUAGGAAGGAAGAAGCAAGGAUCUUAUUUUAGGCGACUGCUGCCUCUUCAGUAUGAGAGGGACAAGAGGACAGAAGUUAGCAUCUGUGCAGAUGACAUUGAAGCAGCAAGUUUUGCGGUGACAAGACAGCAAUUUCUUCUUGCUCCAUCUAUACGAGCAACCUGCAAGUCGAAAAAACUCAGAGACAAGUGA
Messenger RNA from Fraxinus pennsylvanica, 1014 nucleotides. The record is from the annotation of a GenBank genome assembly. NCBI's taxonomy places the organism in Eukaryota, Viridiplantae, Streptophyta, Magnoliopsida, Lamiales, Oleaceae.